Tyto alba (common barn owl) is the source of this 3455-nucleotide messenger RNA. RefSeq lists its product as uncharacterized. Lineage: Eukaryota; Metazoa; Chordata; Aves; Strigiformes; Tytonidae. The coding region runs from base 1169 to 2893 and encodes 574 amino acids. The transcript has 2 exons. The record is from RefSeq and is a predicted model, not a curated record.
GUGCCGUUGUCACGGCAACAACCGCCGUUCCCUGAAGCCGCAUCCCCCGGCGAUAACGCCCUGGCGCCCGCCGCCGGUCACGCGGAAGUCGCGUGACGGGCGAACCCGACGGCGCGCGGGCCGCGUGCGAGGCGAGCACGCAUGUGCCGGCCCCGCGCGCGAGAAAGAGACGGCGGCGCGCGCGGCGGGGCGCGCCUUCGGCGGCCGGGAGCGACGGGCGGAGGGAGCGGCGCGCGACGCCCGCGGGACGCCGCGCGAGGCCCAGGGGACGCCGCGGAGCCAUGGCGGUGACUAUCCUUGCGACUCUCUCCCGACUGCUUGCGUGAUUUCCGCCCUUUCGUUCCGUCCUAUCCCGUUUUUCACUUGUGAUAAUAAAAUCUGUGUCGGGUGUACGGCAUUUGACCUCGUUUGUCUCUUAAUCUCGUUCUUGGGAUCGUAUCGAAACCUCCCCCCCCCCCCCCCCCCCCCGGACAUGUGAUCAUUAGAUCGGAACGUUUAGUUGGCGUCACGGAGAGGAUCCCUCGAGACGAGAGUGCCGUGUUGUUGCCCAAAUACGUGAGACCUCUCGGGAACGUAAGGGGUGCGGGCUUGUGUCAUGUUUAAAGACUGACGUGCUGCCUUCCUGAGACGGCCGCUUCCCUGCUUUGUAUAUGAUGGGUGACAGUAAAACUGCCCCUUUGGGGAAACAAGUUCUGCUUGAUUUUUUUUUUAGAAAACGGUAACGCCAGGCCUUUUGUGCCCGGGGCAGGCUGGGCUCAGGGACAUCGGUAUAAUUUGCAGUGUGUGGUUGAUCGAAUGCGUGCCUUGCAGAAGGAUGUGAAAGUAAAAUCAGGAGAGGGAAAAUCGGUUGUUUGUACCCGUCAUGGUGCCAGUUUGGCCGCUGCUGUAGGGGCUAAGGAGAGUGGCCGCGUUGUGGAAUCCCAACCUACUGAACCCCACCAAAACCUCAUUCUGUCCCUUCAGGGACAAGCGGCAGACUUAAAAGCAACAAUUCGAAGGAGAAAGCCAGUUGAAACAUCGGCAGACUGCUCUUAAAUAUCAGUUCCUUCCAGGUGAAGACCCUGAAGCUUGCCUGGAAGAACAUGUGAAGCUGUUGAUUGCCUUUGUGGUUUUGUUGGUGAUUGCACUUUGUUAAUAUUUAUAGGAUGUGUGGUAUACCACAGCAGACAUGUUUUGGUCAACCAUUGUCGUUGCCUUUAGUAUCUGGGGAAGCUUCUGCACUCCCCUUUUUGACUUGUCUUGGCAAAACGAAUUUGUUGUUUUAGGCCAACAAGUAGCCAAUACUUUUAAUCUUACUAAUUGUUGGGUAUGUGGUGGACCCUUAGGUUUAGAAAGCUGGCCAUGGACUGCUGUCCCUAUUUCUCCUGAAUGGCUGGUGAGCAAUUACAGUGAGGUCGAAAACGAUACUUAUUGGGAGGAAAGUGUGCCAUCACCCUGGCCAGUGCGAUACCCAGCUCAGGGCAAAUACUGUCUGAACCGGACACAGGAGGGUGGUAUAUUUGUGGGAAAUAGUAGAUGCGUGUGGACCUAUACAUAUGGAAACCAUUGCCUCACUGAUGGCUGUAAGCCUAUCAAUUGCUCCCAACCCAGGAAUGAGUCACCAUUACCAGGGCCACAGGAAUAUUGUACAUUGCUUGACUCCCACGAUGAAUCUUUUGUGCCUCGUUGGUUGGGCUGGGCCUGGGUAAAUCAAACAGGGCACAGGAAACAGUUUUCCAAUUUCUGGUCUUCCACUAAUCAGACUAAUAACCACCUCAAUGUUGCCUGCUCUUGGCACCACGGUUUUGGCGCCUGGGAAUGUAAAUUUACUGAUAAGACAUAUUCUCAACUCCCUGACGGGACCCAGAUUUGGUGGUCAUAUGAUAAUAAAGACUGUCAGGGAAACUUGAUCACAUUGCCAGAUGGGCUUCCCCUCUGUUGGGGCUCCACAGAGGAGGUCACAAAAACCGUAGAUAGGCUGUUGAUGAACGGCCCGUCAAACCAUCCUCUAGGAGUCAACAAUUCAACUUACUUCCAAAUUCCAUGGACACCCACCGGUUUGUUUGAAAAUGGUACCCGAGCCUUAAAGGGUCACUACUGGGUGUGUGGCCAACAUGCCUACAAACUGUUACCAGCAAAUUGGACCGGAGUGUGUUAUGUGGGGGUAAUCCGCCCCUUGUUUUUCUUGCUCCCGGAGGAUGAAGGUGACGGAUUGGGUGUUAAGGUGUACAAUGAUCUUAAUCGAUAUCGGCGGUCCAUUGAUACCUCUGUAGUGGGUGGAAAUGGCCAAUCUUGGGGCAAAGAUGAGUGGACCCCUCAACGUAUUAUACAACAUUAUGGGCCUGCCACCUGGAACCUGAAUGAGUGGGUUCGCAGUGCUCGAGAACCCAUCUAUAAUUUAAAUUGCAUUAUCCGGUUACAAGCUGCCUUAGAGAUCAUUACUAAUGGGACAGCCCGUGCCCUUGAUCUGUUGGCAGACCAAGCCACACAAAUGCGAGCAGCGAUAUUCCAGCAUCGUAUGGUUCUCGAUUACCUGCGAGCUGAAGAAGGGGGUGUUUGUGGUAAGCUAAAUGACUCUAACUGUUGUUUAAGAAUCGAUGACAGUGGUAAAAUUGUUAAGCAAAUUACUGCAGGGAUACGGAAGCUGGCCCAUGUCCCUGUCCAGACAGGGAAAGGCUGGGAUGUUGACAUAUUUUCCUGGCUCCCUGGUGGCCCAUGGGUUAAGCGAGUUCUAUUUUAUUUGUUAUGUGGUUUUGCAAUGUUAACGUUUUUACCAUGUAUUCUCCUGUGUUUUACACAACUGAUUCAACGUGUUGUAACUAACAUGGAAUUUGUACCUACUGUUUCACCUGAAGGUGUUAAACAAAUCCGUGCUGUACACCGAUCCAUGCCAUCAGCAGUACGAAUUGUAUGAAAUGCUCUUUUCUGGCCUUUUCUAGACAACCGUCUUCUCUCAGAGCCACCGUGGGUCCUGAAACAAUCUUUGAGCCACAGGGUGGUGUAAGAGACUGAACUGUGAACUAUUUGACUCAAAGAUUGCCUGCCUACAAGGACGGCUGCAAGGUCACGGAGGCAUCCAGCUUAUGAAAAACAUCCUGCCGUGUCACACGAUAGUCGCGUGUAUGCACGUGCAGGAUUGCGGAGACGUGCAGCCCUUGAAAUAACGUACCACUUCAUAUAUAAUAAUAACGCGAAAUAACGCGUAGGCCCUGUGAUAGACGAAGCCGAAAGCGCAUGAACAGCAUAUGAGACGUAGGCGCAUGUGCCGAACUGUGAUCUGUGAAAAGACCGUGGAAGCGAGCCGCGGUGUGCACCCACCAAUGAAGAACUGCAAACUGAGGACCCACGGGACGCCGUGGAGCCAUGGUGGUGACUAUUCUUGCAACUCUAUCCCGACUGCUUGCUUGAUUUCUGCCUUUUUGUUCCAUUCUAUCGCCUCUAUUUUUCACUUUUGAUAAUAAAAGCUGUUUUGGGUU